Messenger RNA from Asparagus officinalis (garden asparagus), 2088 nucleotides. Its product is annotated as OBERON-like protein. The coding region runs from base 134 to 1888 and encodes 584 amino acids. Gene Ontology annotation, cellular component: nucleus. The record is from RefSeq and is a predicted model, not a curated record. The transcript has 3 exons. Lineage: Eukaryota; Viridiplantae; Streptophyta; Magnoliopsida; Asparagales; Asparagaceae.
CCAGUAUUUGUUUAUCGAACCAAAGUCAUUUUCCUCUCUUUGACGAAAGGGGGAAGAGAGGGCGAGAGCGAUUAAAACCCUAAUUACACCCUUCUCGUCAAUUAGAUCGAUUCCUCUCUCUCAGUCCAGUUGAAUGGGAGCCUCCUCAGGUGCAAACUUCAACCAUCAGCCACCACCUAAAAUGCUACCUCCACGGCAGCACCCAAGACCUUCUGGUCUGCAGACUUCUCUGUCCCUAGCUUCUUCUGAUGCUGCCGAACCCUUAUCCCAAGGUCACGACUCACCUACUGAUAGCACUAGCUCACGGGAAACCUGGCCCAUUGAGAACAACCACUCCAAUUCCAUUAUUGUGAAGAAAUUGGACAAAGAAAAGGAAGGGGAAAACGAAUUCCCUGAACAUCAAGUUAUUCGCAGGGUCUCUUCUGUAAAUAAGUUAUCCCUUCGCGAAGUAGCUCGUGAAAGAAUUGAGGUGAUUUCUGAUAGAAUGAUGGUUAUGCCCAUUGAGAUCUUGGAUGAGCUUAAGAGCGAGCUCCGGGUGAUUCUUGAAGGUUCUGGAGGAUCUCAGAAUAGGGAGGAGUUUUUAAAUCUCCAGCACCUGGUCCAUGGUAGAACUGACUUGACGGAGAAAAGUCUUGUCAAAGCUCAUAGAGCACAACUUGAAAUAUUAGUUGCGAUCAAUACAGGAAUUCAAGCUUUCCUUCAUCCAAACAUUAGCCUUCCUCAGAGUCGCCUUAUUGAGAUUUUCCUGUAUAAGAGGUGUAGGAACAUUGCGUGUCAGAGUCCUCUCCCUGCCGACGAGUGUAGCUGCGAGAUUUGUACUAAUAGAAAUGGUUUCUGCAAUCAGUGCAUGUGUGGAAUCUGUAAUAAGUUUGAUUUUGAGGUCAAUACUUGCCGUUGGAUUGGUUGUGACGUGUGUGCUCACUGGACUCACACAGAUUGUGCAAUGCAUGUGGGUCGGAUUGGGAUGGGUCAGACUGCUAAAGGUGUGGCUGGCCAUGCUGAGAUGCUCUUCAGGUGUCAAGCUUGUAACAGGACCUCUGAGUUACUGGGUUGGGUUAAAGAUGUGUUUCAACAUUGCGCUCAUGGAUGGGACAGGGAAUCCUUGAUUAGAGAACUUGAACUUGUCACUAAAAUCUUUCGUCUAAGUGAGGACCCAAAAGGUAGGAAAUUGUAUUGGAAGUGUGGGGAUCUCAUUGAAAAGAUGAAGAGUGGUGCCACAACUUCUACGGUUUGCAGGAUGCUGAUGCUGCUAUUCCAAGAACUCGAAAUAGACUCUACAAAGAACCUCACUGAAACCGAGGACCCCAGUCACCUAAUCGCCCCACAAGAAGCCUGCAACAAGAUCGCAGAGGUCGUUCAAGAAGCCGUGAGAAAAAUGGAGAUAGUGGCAGAGGAAAAACUCCGAAUGUUCAAGAGGGCUCGCCUAUCUCUAGAAGCUUGUGACCGUGAGCUCGAGGAUAAAGCCCGAGAGGUAGCAGAACUCAAAAUAGAAAGACAGAGGAAAAAACAACAAGUAGAAGAACUCGAAAGCAUCGUGAGAUUAAAACAGGCCGAGGCUGAAAUGUUCCAGUUGAAAGCCACUGAGGCUAGGCAAGAGGCUGAGAGGCUUCAGACUAUAGUACUUGCUAAGUCUGAGAAAGCUGCAGCUGAGCAGGAUUACGCUAGUUUGUAUCUUAAGCGUAGGUUAGAUGAGGCUGAGGCUGAGAAGCAGUAUUUAUUCGAGAAGAUUAAGCUUCAGGAGAGCCAGAGACCUCCUCAGGUUGGGAGUAGUAGCGGAGGAGUUGGUGGUGGUGAUUCGUCACAGAUGCUUAUGUGUAAGAUUCAGGAUUUGAUAAAGAAUGUGUAUAAUCCGUCACCAAAGUCUGAUGGACAACAGAGAUCAAAGUGAUUGCUGUGAUAUCGAUAAGCAUAUUGAAGAGGUACAUGAGAGGUAAUGUUUAUCCUUUUCCGUGUUUUUAAGAUGAACUUGAGUAGUGUUUAUGUAUUUUGAUGAUUUGCUAAUGUUGGGUGUGUGAAUGUUAGUUCUAGUUGUUCCAUUCGAAUAUAACUUUUUGCAUGGUGUUUAAUAUGGUUGUGUGUUGGGCGCUU